Molecule: messenger RNA, 1648 nt
Organism: Zootermopsis nevadensis
Lineage: Eukaryota; Metazoa; Arthropoda; Insecta; Blattodea; Termopsidae
Product: dnaJ homolog subfamily C member 1
Cellular component (GO): endomembrane system
Source: RefSeq, a predicted model, not a curated record
ACAUGUAUUAAAUUUCGAUUCCACGUUGUGUACGUAGUUCAGUAGGGUCUGUAUCAUGUUGUGGUAACGUUGUAGCGCACAUACAGAAAAAGGGAGCUUUUUAAUAGUACCUCACAUUUCUGGUAGUAAACUUGUCCAUAUGAAGCUCUGGAUACCAUGGCUUCUUUUAAUGUUUGUAUUGGAUGCCAUUCAUUGCUGGGACAACGAAGAACUGGAGAUAUUCGAUUUGGUCGAGGAAGUUAACACAAACUUUUACACCCUUCUGGGUGUACCUGAGAAUGCUGAUGCGUCUGAAAUUAGAAGGGCAUAUCGUCGCUUAUCCCUUGUGUUGCAUCCUGACAAAAAUGAUGCUUCAGAUGCUGAAGUUAAAUUCAGACAGUUGGUGGCAGUGUAUGAUGUAUUAAGGGAUGCAAACAGGCGUAUGCGUUACAAUGAUGUGCUCAAAAAUGGGCUCCCAGACUGGCGACAAGCCGUUUAUUAUUAUCGACGUGUCCGCAAGAUGGGGCUAUCAGAAAUGUCUGUUAUUUUGUUUGUGUUGGUCACAGUGGGACAGUAUAUUGUCUCGUGGGCUGCCUAUCUUGAGAAGAAGUAUACAGCUGAACAGUUCCUAAACAUGAGAUUAAAGAAACUGCACAAAAAACAAAAAAAGGGAAAAUAUGAUGGGCCCGCACUUCCAGAAACAAUAGUUCUAGAUAUUCCAACACCGAGUGUACGAAAUACACUGCCCUUUCAGCUGCCUUGCUGGUUAUUCUGGUUUGUGGUGGUUUUUUGUCCAAGAAGUGUUACGCUGAUCAGGGAAUACUGGAUGGAAAGGAAGCAGAGGAAACAACAGGAGCAGGAGGAUCAGUGGUCAGAGGAAGAAGAGGAAGCUGAAUUGGAGGUGCGUGGACCUCGUCAUCGAAAAGGCAGGGCAUUCCAAGUUCCAGAGUUGGGAGUAGGAAAUCCAGGUCCACCUGGGAGGACUGAAGGCUGUCUGUUGGACCCAGGAGAGUCUCCUUUUCAGUCUGAUGAUAAUGAGAAUAAAACCUCAACACAAUUGUCAGGGGGGCUGUGGACAGAUGACGAUCUAGCUGAAUUAGUGCGUCUCGUCAAAAAGUUUCCUCCGGGCACAGCAUCCCGAUGGGAAAAGGUUGCAAAUUUCAUGGGUCGUUCUGUGGCCGAGGUGACUCAUAUGGCCAAGAAAGUAAAGGAAGAUGGCUACAGGAUCGCCACAUCAGGAGGCAGUGUAACACCUGCAGAACAGGAAGCUUCAAAAUCAGAGAAAGUAAAGACAAGAGCUACUGUUCUGUCUCCUGAGGCUGAAUGGGGUCAAGUACAACAGAAGGCUCUUGAAGCAGCCCUUACAAAGUAUCCGAAAGGAGGAAGUUCUGACCGAUGGGACAAAAUUGCAAAAUGUGUUCCUGGGAAAAGUAAGGAGGAGUGCAUGCUACGUUAUAAACAACUAGUAGAGAUGGUUAAGAAGAGAAAGGUGAAUGGGGAAGUGACAUCACAACAGCAAUCUCAUGGCGACGACGAAAAACACUGCGAUACUUAAAGAGAACAGAGUAUUGCGCAUUAAAUUAUUCAGUGAUUACUAUGACAAUGUAUAAUAUAGAAAUUAUUAUGCUGUAUGUUUUUGAAAUAAAAUUGACAACCAUUCAUUGUAUUU